Molecule: messenger RNA, 1386 nt
Organism: Cucumis melo (muskmelon)
Lineage: Eukaryota; Viridiplantae; Streptophyta; Magnoliopsida; Cucurbitales; Cucurbitaceae
Product: acetylajmalan esterase-like
Exons: 7
Coding region: 1-1386 (461 amino acids)
Molecular function (GO): hydrolase activity, acting on ester bonds
Source: RefSeq, a predicted model, not a curated record
AUGACGCCUUCAAUAACAAUCAAAUCUUCAUUUCUCACUCUUUCUCUUCUUCUUUAUGUUUUUGGUCCAUCCAAAGCCCAUAAUUCAUUACAUAUCGACAACUCUAUUUACCAAUUUGACGACAACGACUCAAUCUCUGACAUUGAACGUCUCACCUACGAAGAUCCAAAUGAUGAAACUUCCUUCCACGAUUCCCUUGAUGAAUACCCUGACGAUCAAUUGACGAUCGAUUACUUUGAUUUACUUGGGCUUCCCGUGGCGAGUCUUUAUAUCGACGAAGAUGCAUUGAUAAAGUAUGGGAUGAGUAUUGUAUUGCUUUUUCUUCUUCUUUCUCCUUCAUCUAACGCUGCUUCACUAAAAGCUUGUAACUUCGAUGGUAUUUACCAACUCGGCGACUCGAUCUCCGACACCGGAAAUCUCAUCCGAGAAAAUCCCAACACCCCCUUUUCUCAUCUUCCUUAUGGUCAAACAUUCUUCAACAGCACCCCAACAGGUCGCUGCUCCAAUGGCCUACUUAUCAUAGACUACUUUGCUUUAGAUGCAAAACUUCCAUUGGUGAAUCCUUACCUUAACAAAGAUGCAUUGACGAGGCAUGGAGUCAACUUCGCAGUAGCUGGCUCUACUGCUUUGUCUUCUCAACUGCUUUCGGAGAAGAAAAUCUCAUCUCCACUCACCAACUCUUCCCUCGACAUUCAACUUGAUUGGAUGUUCUCUCAUUUCAACUCCAUUUGCUUCGAUCAAAAAGAUUGCAACGAGAAGUUGAUGAAUGCUUUGUUCUUGGUGGGUGAAAUUGGUGCAAAUGAUUAUAAUUACGCCUUGCUCCAAGGAAAAACUAUUCAAGAGGUAAAAGAAAUGGUACCAGAAGUUGUUCAAACCGUAAAGAAUGCCGUUGAGAGAGUGAUAAGCUAUGGUGCUACUCGAGUUGUUGUUUCUGGAAACUUUCCAAUUGGAUGUUUCCCCAUCUUCCUCACUGUCUUCCAAACCAACGAUACAACAGCUUACGAUGAGUUUCACUGUUUGAAAAGUUUGAAUGCGUUGACGAGCUAUCACAAUGAUCAAAUACAACAAGCCAUCGAAGUACUCAAGAAAGAAAAUCCACGCACUGUUAUCGUAUAUGGUGACUACUAUAAUGCAUUUUUAUGGAUUCUCCGACAUGCUUCUACGCUCGGGUUUGAUAAUGGUUCUUUACAAAAAUCAUGUUGUGGAAUUGGAGGAGAUUACAACUUUGAGUUGAAGAAAAGUUGUGGAAGUCAAGGAGUAGGAGUUUGUCCAAAUGCAGAUAAAGUUAUUAGUUGGGAUGGAGUUCAGUUGACUCAAAAGGCUUACAAAUUCAUAGCAGAUUGGCUCAUCCUCGACAUCACUCCAAAACUUAAUUGCACUCUUUAA